Messenger RNA from Gadus macrocephalus (Pacific cod), 1427 nucleotides. RefSeq lists its product as uncharacterized. The record is from RefSeq and is a predicted model, not a curated record. Bases 7 to 1008 code for a protein of 333 amino acids. The transcript is spliced from 2 exons. NCBI's taxonomy places the organism in Eukaryota, Metazoa, Chordata, Actinopteri, Gadiformes, Gadidae.
GUUUAGAUGUCACAUAUCACUAACUUGCUACUCUACCGUGCUACCUUUUUCAAGUGCCGUGUCAUAGAAAAUGAGACAAGACCACAGGCAAAAUGUGCCAUGUGGUUUGACCAGAAGGCAGGAAGGGUGACUGCGUCAAACAUCCGAGCAGCCUGCCACACGGACCCAGACAAACCAGCUGUUUCCCUGCUGAAGAAACUGUGCUAUCCAGUGGCCUACAAGGACCCAAACAACAACACACCACACUCUCUCAGAUGGGGCACUGAACACGAGGGAACGGCAGUUGAGGAGUACACCAAAACAAUGGAGAGCCACCACACCAACCUCACUGUCAGGAAGGGAGGCCUGGUCAUCAACCCUCAAUAUCCAUGGUUAGGGGCAUCCCCAGACGGCAUAUUAACAUGUGACUGCCAUGAAAUGGGUGUGUUGGAAGUAAAGGCACCCAGCAGUCUUGAUAAUAGCACAUUGGGGGAGAAAAGUAAACAGGACAGCACGUUCUGUCUCAAAGAGGUUGGCGGUAAACUUUUCUUAAAGAGGGACCAUCAGUACUUCUAUCAGGUGCAGACACAAAUUCAUCUGACACAAGCAAGCUACUGUGACUUUGCUGUCUGGGGACCGGGGAAAGGAGGGAAUGGGGAAAUGCACAUUGAGAGGAUUCUGCCCGAUACUGACUUUUUUGAGUCCAUGUGUGAAAAGGUUAGCAAAUUUGUGAAGAAAUGUGUCAUCCCAGAGCUUGUAGCAAAGGUGUUCACAGCUCCUAUUCUAACAUCACAUGACAAAAAAACAUCUGAAGGCAAGGGCUGUUACUGUGGGGUCCCUGUACUGCACAAUGAAGACAGACUUGAGUGUAAGUCAGGAAUCUGUAAAAGACAACUCAUUCAUAGAAGUUGCUUAAAGUUUGACACCACACAUUUAAAAAUAUCAAGUUGGAAAUGCAGUGACUGUAUACGUGAAAUAGCUAAAGAGAAGAGGGAUAACAAAAAACAGAACAAUCUGAACAAAGUGUAAGUGUUUUAUUCAACACGGGUGUGUAUAGAAAAUAUUUAGAUAGAUGUAUAUAGACAGAUAUAUAGUACAGUUUUGUAUAUAGAUGUAUAUAAUUACAUAUAUACAUACACACAGUACAGUUUUGUAUAUAGAUGUAUAUAGUUACAUAUAUACAUACGCACAGUAGUUUUGUAUAUAGAUGUGUAGUUACAUAUUUACAUACACACAGUAAAGUUUUGUAUAUAGAUGUAUAGUUACAUAUAUACAUACACACAGUAGUUUUGUAUAUAGAUGUAUAUAGUUAGUUACAUAUAUACAUACACACACACACAGUAGUUUUGUAUAUAGAUGUAUAGUUAUUUACAGGGUUGCCACUCUUUUGUAAUGUUACAUUUCAAGGAUUUUUCAAUCACUUUACAAAAACAAAUAAUUUAUUACAU